UAGUUGCAUAGUGGCAGCACAUGUGCUAGUCAACACAGUGGCAAGCCUUAAAUCUGUAGUCGUUGUUUGCUGACAAUUUAAGAUGCCCCCUAAAAAGGAUGCGAAGGGCGGAAAGGAUGGCGCAAAAGGUGGCAAAAAACCAGCUGCAGAGGAUAAAGCAGGCGCCGGCAAAGAGAAGAAAGGUGGCAAUGCUGUGAAGGUGCGACAUAUUCUCUGCGAGAAGCAGGGCAAGAUUAUGGAAGCUUUAGAGAAGUUAAAAGCUGGUCAGAAAUUUCCUGAGGUGGCAGCUGCUUACAGUGAAGACAAAGCACGUCAAGGUGGUGACUUAGGCUGGCAAAUACGCGGUGCGAUGGUCGGGCCAUUCCAGGACGCCGCCUUUGCCCUGCCCAUAUCCACAGUCAACAGCCCCGUUUACACAGAUCCACCGAUAAAGACGAAAUUUGGCUACCACAUAAUUAUGGUCGAGGGAAAGAAAUGAUUGAUUUUAUAAAUCCUAUUUACUGUGAGCAUAUUUCUGUUUUGUAAAAAAAUUCAAGUGUUUAUUA
This is a messenger RNA of Drosophila novamexicana, 545 nucleotides long. Its product is annotated as peptidyl-prolyl cis-trans isomerase NIMA-interacting 4. The record is from RefSeq and is a predicted model, not a curated record. The transcript has 2 exons. NCBI's taxonomy places the organism in Eukaryota, Metazoa, Arthropoda, Insecta, Diptera, Drosophilidae. The coding region runs from base 83 to 478 and encodes 131 amino acids. Gene Ontology annotation, molecular function: peptidyl-prolyl cis-trans isomerase activity; DNA binding. Gene Ontology annotation, biological process: rRNA processing.